CCCUCCCCUCGGCUCUUCCCAAACUACCCUCCACGCCACUACCCCUCCCGGGAAGUUCAUCAUCGUCUCUCCCACCAAUUCCAAAUACAGGUGUUGGGAGACGUGGAUGGCGGUGCUGGUGGCAUACUCGGCGUGGGUGUGCCCGUUCGAGAUAGCGUUCCUGGGGAAGGACAGCCAGCACCCGUUGUACGUUGUGGACAACGUGGUGGACUUGUUCUUCGCGGUGGACAUCGUCCUCACUUUCUUCGUCCCCUACUUCCACCCCACCACUCACCUCCUCGUUCGCCACCCCACCAAAAUCGCCACCAGGUAUUUGUCAACGUGGUUCGUGAUGGACGUGGCGUCAACCAUCCCAUUUGAGCUGGUAGCCUUUUUGGUGACCGGAAAACACCACUCUGGCCUUUGUUUUUCCAUCCUAGGAAUGCUCAGGUUUUGGCGACUCCGCAGGGUCAGCAGCUUCUUUACCAGGCUAGAGAAGGACAUUAGGUUCAGCUACUUUUGGGUUAGAUGUGUCAGGCUUCUUUUCGGUACAUUGCUGUUUGUGCAUUGUGCUGGUUGCCUGUAUUACUUGAUAGCUGAUAGAUAUCCACACAAGGGGAAAAACUGGCUGGGAUCGAUUAAUCUCAGAGACGAAAGCCUUCUGAUUCGCUAUAUUUCUGCGGUGUACUGGUCGAUAACGACCAUGACCACGGUUGGGUAUGGAGACCUCCAUGCUGUCAACACUAUGGAGAUGAUCUUCAUCAUCUUCUACAUGCUCUUCAAUCUCGGAUUUACAGCUUACAUAAUCGGCAACAUGACUAAUUUGGUCGUUGAAGGCACCCGGCGUACCAUGGAAUUCAGGAACAACAUUGAAGCAGCGUCAAAUUUUGUGCGGCGCAACCACUUGCCUCCGCGGUUGAAGGAGCAGAUAUUAGCUUACAUGUGUUUGAGAUUCAGAGCAGACAGCUUAAACAGACAGGAACUGAUUGAGAACCUCCCGAAAACAAUAUGCAAAAGCAUCAGCCAACAUUUGUUUCUGCCAACCGUCGAGAGAGUUUAUCUCUUCAAGGGCAUUUCUAAGGAAAUCUUACUGCGUCUGGUAGCUGAUAUGAAGGCAGAGUAUCUUCCUCCAAGGGAGGAUGUGAUAAUGCAGAACGAAUCCCCUGACGACGUUUAUAUCAUAGUGUCAGGGGAGGUAGACGUGAUCGACACGGAGACUAAGGAUAAUGAGAAAUAUGUUUGGACUUUGAGUCCGGGAGACAUGUUCGGAGAGGUUAGUGCCUUUUGUCGCAGCCCGCAGAGCUUCACAUAUCGAACCAAGACUCUUUCCCAGCUUCUCAGGCUGAGGACAAGUACUCUUCUUGAAGUCAUGCAAAUGAAACGGGAAGAUAACAUUACCAUGAUCAAAAACUUUCUCCAGCACCACAAAAAGCUCAAGGAUCUGAAGCUGGGGGAUUUGUUCAUUGAUAUAGGUGGAGAAGAUGAAGAUCCAAACAAGUUUAUCAACUUGUUGACAGUUGUGGCCACUGGGAAUGCCACUUUUCUCAAUGAGCUUCUCAAGGCAGGAAUGGACCCUAACAUUGGAGACUCUAAAGGAAAGACUCCAUUGCAUAUUGCAGCAUCAAAGGGGCAUGAAGAGUGUGUGAUGGUGCUCCUCAAGCAUGGAUGUAACAUACAUGUCAAAGAUGUGGAAGGUAACACGGCAUUAUGGGAUGCUAUAGGGGAAAAACAACAUUCAAUAUUCAGCGUAUUGUACCACUGGGCAACCAUUUCUGACCCCUACGUAGCAGGGGAUCUCCUAUGCAAAGCAGCAAAAUCAAACGAUCUCGCUGCAAUGCAGGAGCUUCUGAAACACGGGCUCCACAUCGAUUCCAGGGACCGACACGGGAGGACUGCCCUUCAAGUGGCUGUGGCUGAGAACAACAACCAGACAGACAUGAUAAAGCUGCUGCUGAUGAAUGGGGCAGAGAUUGAUGAGCCAACUAAGGUCCAUUUGGAGUCCCUAGGCAUGACUAAUGAGGUCCUACAGAGAAAGAAAGGGCACAUAAUGGAUCAAAAAGGUCCUACUGAUACCCUAAAACAAUGCUCAAUGAUAAGAGUUAGCAUAUACAGAGGCCAUCCUCGGACAAGGCGAGAAAUGCAAUGCAGAGAACCGGGAAGGCUAAUCAAAUUGCCUGGCUCGGUAGAGGCGCUAAAGGGCAUUGCAGGGGAGAAGUUUGGGUUUGAUGCAACAAAUGCUUGUGUGACAGAUGAAGAAGGAACGAUAAUCGACUCGGUAGAAGUCAUAAGAGAUAAUGAUAAGCUUUUUAUAGUUGCAGACUCAAAUUUUUGAGUUCAUAUAUAUAUAAAAGAGAUCAUGUUUGUGUUAUUGGAGUUGCUCUGAAUAACCAACCAUCAAUUGAUGAAAUGUAACUAAAAAUCUAUCAAGCAUUGGAUGGGCUUUCUAUUUUUAUUUUUGAAAACAUCCUAAAUAGAAGCAACAAAAAUGAAAAUACUAAAAUAGGAGUAAUCCU
Cuscuta campestris is the source of this 2492-nucleotide messenger RNA. The record is from the annotation of a GenBank genome assembly. NCBI's taxonomy places the organism in Eukaryota, Viridiplantae, Streptophyta, Magnoliopsida, Solanales, Convolvulaceae.